Blastomyces gilchristii SLH14081 is the source of this 3523-nucleotide messenger RNA. RefSeq lists its product as uncharacterized. The record is from RefSeq and is a predicted model, not a curated record. Bases 1336 to 2652 code for a protein of 438 amino acids. Lineage: Eukaryota; Fungi; Ascomycota; Eurotiomycetes; Onygenales; Ajellomycetaceae. The transcript has 2 exons.
UCCGAAUCCUGAUGGGCCAAGACAUAGGGGACGGACGUGGACACUAUUGGCCUAAGUGCGCCAUAGAAUCAUUUCGCGUAACAAGCCACAAAUCACCCUUGCGGCAGUCUAUGUCCAAGGGCCUUUGAAUAAGGCUCAAAAAAUAAUCAUCCAGCGCACAAUGCUAAUUAAGCAUGUGUACACUUCCUUGUGGUUCUAUGAGUGCUCGGAGGAGUGAAACCCAGCUUACUCUGCACAAACUACGGAGUAUGCAUUUCGCAGCGGCUUGGAUCAUGGAUCCUUCCAGCGCCAUGUGUAUACAUGUACUCUAGUUAACUACAGAGUACGGAGUAGCUGUACUCUGGAUUUGAACCACGAAUAACUACAAAACUACACCAGAAUUCUUGAGCUUGUCGGGUUGGGACUCUGAGCUUUCUCACAUCAUCUCAAGCCCAGAAAUACCCGAUGUAAUCUUCAAAUUCGAUCAAGGGUCUGGUCUCCCUCUCCCAUAAGCCUACGCAGUAGAGGCCCAUUAAAUUUUGCCCAGCGCCGGACGACCAAGGAUUGUUUAAUAAUAGACACAUCAUCCAACGUUGAUAGUUAACUAGUCCAAUCGCAAACCCUAAAAGACACAGGGGGGGAUUGAUCCAGGUUCCAACUAACCACUCACUCUGCAACUGGGCAGUAGUGGCCAUGGCCAUGGAGCAAUCUGUCGAAGAAUCUGUCCAUGCACAUGGAGAUUCGCCCUUAUGAUGGGAUGGAUCCCUGGGGUCGGUCGCUUGGCUUGCGGCUGAGUUGGGCUCUCGACCUGCUGAGGCUAUUCAUCUCCAGAUCUAUUAUAAUAUUAACUAACAGUUGCCUUUGACAUCGCACUUUAGCACCCACCGAGUUCCAGACCAUCACAGGCCCCCGCCGUUUAAUUGCUCUUGCUGGCCGUUGACGUUUAACCGCUGCCAAACAAAAAUCCCUCCGACGUUUCUUUAUCAAACGCCGUGGGGCCUCUUUGUUUUGUUCUCUCCGUGCGCUGCAAGGCCGACAAGUCAAGACCCUCAACCUGGCCCACGCUCAAUUCUUCUUGUUCCUUUCUUGGGGCCGCUCACAGCAGGAGACACCACGGAUGUCUGCGUUUUCCUUUCGCGGGCUCAACUCACAGAUGUGAUGCAAGUCAAUCUCCUCUCGUGCUGUUGAUUUGAAGCCCGUUCUACUUCGCGCCACCACCACAUUCAUUGAAAUUCCCACUCUUUAUAUCCUGCAUGAAUGCUCUCUCCAUAUGCGCGGUUGACAUCUCAAUCCAUCUAGCCUUGAAGAGCAUUCCCACAAUCGUGGUUUUUUGAAUUAUCUUUCUCCACCUUGUUUAUGUCUUUGCUGCGGCGACGGCAGAGACUCAGACCUAGCUGGCGGUGUCCAAUGCGAGCAUCAACGCUUGCUUCUACUUGUACUCUCUCAAUGUCACUUUGGACCUGUUUUCUGCUGGUCGUCCUGUGGUUGCCCUUAGCAUCGGCCACGCUACCAGCUGCUCCAGCCGUUGCUGCCCUUCCUAGCGUUAUUAGUCGGAUCCAUUAUUUGUUGAUCGCAAAUAACAACCCUGGAGGUGAUCUAGGGAAGAUCGUCGUCGAUCCACAUUCGCCAUCCCUCCUGGCACAAGCACACGUAGAUGUUCCUCUACAACGACGAAGCUCAGUUGCAGAUAGAGCAGUGGAUGAAAGCAAUGACAAGGACGACAAGACAACUUCAACGACCACCACUAAUUAUCCGAUAAAAACGAAAACUCCAUCCCCUUCAUCGGAGACGACCGGAGACUCUUCUUCAACUUCUUCCCCCUCAGGAGCGGCGACUUCCAAACCAACCGAAACAGGCUCACCUACUGAGAAGACUAAAUCCCCAACCCCAACCGAAUCGGACAAUAAACCUCUCCCAAGCCCCUUCGACAGUAACCUAGGAUCUAAUUUUACAAACCCCGCCUGCGAAGGCUUUUUCCACAGCUUCCUCGGCAACACUUCCUUCCAGGACUGUCUCCCCGUUUCCCUCCUCCUCCAAUCAUCGCUCUCGUUCUUCGAAGCCUCGCGCUCCGUCGUCCGCCUUACCCGCACCCUCGAUGCCGCCUGCUCCAUACCCCGGGACUCCUGCAGUGCGCUCAUGAGCGACCUAGCCACCAAGCUCACCUCCAAGGAGAACUGCGGCGACGACCUCAAACGUGAGCAACCGAUCGUCAUCCAGGCACACAACGGCCUCCGUUCCUAUGGAACAGUCCGUUACGCUACAUGCCUUAAAAACCCAGACACGGACAAUUACUGCUUCUCCGACUCCAUUUCCAACGCCACUAAUCCGUCCAAUGCGUUUAUCUACUAUCUGCCCCUGGGUAUGCCAUUACCCGGGUCCAGCCGGCCAACCUGCAACAAGUGUCUGCAGGCGACAAUGCAAUCCUUCUCGAAUGCGGCGACGACUGAUAAUCAACCCAUCUCUAGGACCUAUCUCUCGGCCGCCAAUCAGAUUAAUAUUGAAUGCGGACCGUCAUUCGUGGUCGCGGCUGUGAAGCUUGGGUCGGAGAAUGGUGCCAGUGCGACCACGCGGCUGAUGCAGGGGUCUUCGUUGUUUGGGUUCAAUUUGAUAGGGGGGAUGGCUUAUAUACUGCUCUUCUGUGUUGGGAUGCCGCUUCUUGGUAAUAUUCUAUGAUAAUGUGACUUUGUUAUUUUUCUUCUUCUUCUUCUUCUUCUCAUAUUUGUAUAGUUCAAUAUUUGAACUUUUCAAUUCUAAUUUUAUACACAUUCUUUUUCCCAACUACUUGGGACAUGACUGCAUUGCUAUUGGGUGCUAUUGAGGGAUAACUUGCUUUUUCCAUUGUAUAUAUUUAAAUUUACCAUUGUUCCAGGGAGAUUUUAUUAGUAUUACUUACACCCCCCACAUUCCACAUCUUUUGCAAUAUAUAUUCUAGAGGCCGCCCACCCCAACAACCUGAUGUGAUCCAAUAUAGAGACCCACCUCCCUUUCGCCAUAUCUCCUGGAUCAAGAUGCUCUCUUUACGGAAUAAUCGGAGAACGGUGAGUGGGCCGCGAGCUCCAUUAAUGGAUCCCUGCUUAAAUACAUGGCUUGCUGUCAACGGUUACACCGCACCCACCAUAUAUGUAUUCAUAUUGUCGAGCACAACAUGCCUGCCGCCGAAAUCGCAUGUUACUAUUAUUCAAUAUGUAAUGUUAUCUCCCCCUUGUGCAUCCAUUCUACAUUCACGCAGCAGUUACUUCCCCCCCAAAACUCUUCGUUGUGUACAUGUAUAUGUAAUCACUAGUAGGGAGGUAGGGUAGAAGAAAAGGGGAAGGGUUGGUGUCGUUGUCCUCGGCCUGUUCUGCGGGGGCGAUAUGCACUGCACACAGCGAUUAAAUUUACCGCAUAGCGCGCGACGUAGUCAUCUUCCGAAUAUAGCUAUAACCUCUCAAUCUCCGGCUCCUGCUUCUUUUCUCGCAUCAUAUUAUAAACGAAACAAGCCCCCGGGCAUAUUAAAAUUUCAGUAAACCCUCCCUUUUGUGUCAAAACAGAAGAAGGUAGUGCA